AUGGUCUCCCGCACGCUCCGCCCGCAGCCGGAGCGGGGCCCUUGCACCCCUCUGUCCCUCCCGCGCCGCCGCCACACCCACCUCCCCCGGGCCGAGGGCUCUGCGGUUCCUCCCCAGCGCUGGGUCGGAGGCCUCUUACUCACCCGCUCCUGCGCGCCGAAGCCCGCGCCCCGCCCCUGUUCCUUUCGGGUGGGGCUCCUGGUAGUGCCGCGGGGCGCCGCGUUGGCGCUGACCGGCCACUGGCUCCUGGGCGCCACUGGUUGCGAGCUGUGGACCUCGGUGGGCGUGCUGUGUGUGACCGCCAGCAUGGAACCCCUGUGCGCCCUGGCGGUGGACCGCUACCUGGCCGUGACCGACCCGCUGCGCUACGGCGCGCUGGUCACCAAACGCCGAACCCGGGCAGCAGUGGUCCCGGUGUGGGUCGUGUCCGCCGCGGUGUCGUUUGCGCCCAUCAUGAGCAAAUGGUGGCACGUCGGGGCCGACGCCGAGGCGCAGCGUUGCCACUCCAAUCCGCGCCGCUGCGCCUUCGCCUCCAACAUGCCCUACGCGCCGCUCUCCUCCUCCGUCUCCUUCUACCUUCCGCUCCCGGUGAUGCUCUUCGUCUACGCGCGAGUUUUCGCGGUGGCUACGCGCCAGCUGCCCUUGCUGCGCCGGGAGCUGGGCUGCUUCCCGCCAGAAGAGUCUCCGCGGGCUCCGUCUUGCUCCCUGUGCCCCGCCCCGUCGGGGCCGUGCGCCUGGCCCGCAGGGGUGUCCUCCUACGGCCGGCGGCCGGCGCGCCUUCUGCCUCUGCGGGAACACCGCGCCCUGCUCCCCUUGGGGCUCAUCAUGGGAACCUUCACUCUCUGCUGGUUGCCCUUCUUUGUAGUCAACGUGCUGCGCGGGGGCCCCUCUCUAGUGCCCGGCCCGGCUUUCCUUGCCCUUAACUGGCUAGGCUGUGCCAACUCUGCCUUCAACCCGCUCAUCCACUGCCGCAGCCCUAACUUUCGCAGCGCCUUCCGCCGCCUGCUGGGCCGCUGCCGGCCCGAGGAGCACCUCGCCGCUGCCUCCCCGCCCCUGCGGCCCUGA
Molecule: messenger RNA, 1065 nt
Organism: Mesoplodon densirostris (Blainville's beaked whale)
Lineage: Eukaryota; Metazoa; Chordata; Mammalia; Artiodactyla; Ziphiidae
Gene: ADRB3
Product: adrenoceptor beta 3
Exons: 3
Coding region: 1-1065 (354 amino acids)
Biological process (GO): adenylate cyclase-activating adrenergic receptor signaling pathway; norepinephrine-epinephrine-mediated vasodilation involved in regulation of systemic arterial blood pressure
Cellular component (GO): membrane
Molecular function (GO): epinephrine binding; beta3-adrenergic receptor activity; norepinephrine binding
Source: RefSeq, a predicted model, not a curated record